Saccoglossus kowalevskii is the source of this 2888-nucleotide messenger RNA. RefSeq names its product adhesion G protein-coupled receptor G6-like. Gene Ontology annotation, cellular component: membrane. Gene Ontology annotation, molecular function: G protein-coupled receptor activity. Gene Ontology annotation, biological process: cell surface receptor signaling pathway; G protein-coupled receptor signaling pathway. Lineage: Eukaryota; Metazoa; Hemichordata; Enteropneusta; Harrimaniidae. The record is from RefSeq and is a predicted model, not a curated record.
AUGAGAAAUCCUGAUAUAUUUGUCACUAAGCUUUGCAUGAUGAAACAUCCACUCAAUAAGUUAAUUCAUGAAGGUUGUAUAUUAGGGCUAUUUAGUCAUCGAGCUCCGAAAUUGGUAGAAAUGAGUCUGUCAUCGUUGGCAUCAUGCAGUGUUCUUGUAGCUGUCUUAUUGUUAACAACAUGGGACGUGUCAACUGUAUCUGCUUGCGACGAUUACUGUACUUGUAACAAUACGAUUGUAGUGUGUUCAGGUUUGGACAAGUUCCCACGCGAAGUACCAAUUGAAACUACUGUGCUAAAUCUGGAGAAUAAUGAUAUCGAUGAAAUUGAAAAAGAUGAUGUGUCGUCUUUGUCCAACCUUGUCGAGCUGAAAUUGGCCGGUAAUCCACUGGAAUGUGGAUGUGAUUUAUACUGGCUUAAAGUUCUUGUUGCUGGGGGUAACGUUUCUGUCACUGGGGCCGCGUGUCGUGUAUCUGAGGAUUCUGAUUUACUUCCUGUAAGCGAUCAACCAGAUACUGCGUUUGAAUGUCUCCCCCAAUGUUUGGAGGAAACAACGACUGAUGGCUACGGCACAUACAAAUGGGAUGACACCGAGGUUGGUAGCAUUGAUCGGGAAAAUUGUGAAGAUCAAAACAAUUUGAAGGCAACAAGAGAAUGCUUACAAAGCGAAACAUCGGGUGAUCCUGAAUGGGGCCAAGUUGAUUCCACUUUGUGUUCAUCAUCCGAUUUCACCGCGGAAUUUACCGACCUCGAGAAAAACAAAAAAACAGGAAAUGCUUAUGGUGUCGCUAAAAAACUGGAGAAUAUCACCUCCGCUUCACAGUAUUUUGUUGAAUCAGAUGUGUACUUGGCAGUUAAUCUAAUCGACGAUGCGCUACUUGAUGAUACAGAUGUUAACACGGCGACCGCUCUACUUAACAGUGUGGAUUCAUUAGAUAGGGUACCGUUCGGGAAGAUGGUGUCAGUUCAAAGAAGUCAAAAAACCGCUUCAAAAUUGAUUAACACCAUUGAGAAGUUAGCAAAAAGCAUUGAAGAGCCUAAAUCAUCUAUCAGGAUACCAAAAUCAUUAUUUGGUAGGGUCAGCGACUACAACCACGUCCAAUUUCUCUCAUUUAAGUCGAAAAAUGUAUUUUUGGCGGUAAGUGAAGCAUCUAACGAAACCCUUAUUGCUGAACCUGAGACGGUAGUUCUCGGAGCGAGUGUUGAGGACGCUGAGGUCAAUAGCUUGUCGGAAUCCGUAACGAUCAUACUCACCAAGUCCAAUGGGAAUUCUGAUAAUUUGGUAUGCGCGUUUUGGGAUAACACUCUCAAUGAUUUAGAGGACAACGAGAUAACCGAAAUUGAUUUUAAUGAUGUAUACUCAGUAAAAGAACUCACAGAACUGAAGUUGUCUGGUAACCCGUUGGAAUGCGGCUGUAAACUGAAAUGGCUUUACAUGGCGCUCACUGCCGGUGACAGUGACCUGGCAGGAGUAACUAUCACUGGCGCCGCUUGCAAGGUGACCGAUUCAGCAGAGUUGAUUCCAGUGGAAGAACAUAGCGAGACAGAUUUUGAAUGUGAAAAAAAUAGCGUUUCAAAGGGUCCAUAUUUCAAUUUAUCGGGAACCCCCGGAACUCCAUCUUUGGCGCGAGGAAUGCUCCCCCAUAUUCUCGUUUACAAGCAAGAAGACGCUGCUCAUCAGAAAACUGCUCCAGGGAUUGCCAAAAAGUUGUACAACUUGACGUCCGCUGCCGAGUAUUUUGCCGCCACAGAUAUGUAUUUGGCAGUUGAUGUGAUUGAUAGUCUGGUAAUUGGUGAUGAUUCCGGUACAAGUGAUGAAGUUGCGAGAGAUCUACUUAACAGCGUUGAUGAUUUAGUCAGAGUAGACUGGGGUGUGAUGGUUUCCAGCCAACGAAGUGGAAAGACAGCCUCAAGACUGCUUAAAGCGAUUGACAAGCUUGCUCGUAACGUGAAUUCUACUAUGAUUGACACAGAAAACAUAGGGAUGAACGUGGUCAGUAUUGAUCCUGAUGAUUUUGAUGGAAUGACAUUCGAUUCAGACAGUGGUGAACGAUCGAAUCGCAGAGCAUCCAUAAAAUUACCUGCUCUAUUACUGAGUGGUCUUCCAAGAGAACUGGUCAAGGCUCAAUUCAUUUCUUACAAGUCCAACAACUUCUUUAUGGCUGUGGAUGAAGCGUUAACCAACGAUACUUCCGAUGAAGCGGAAAGUGGCAGUAUGUAUGGAACAUUAAACAGUGCAGUAAUCGGUGCAAGCAUUGGUAAUGUCUCUAUCACAGAUUUGGAGGAACCCGUCAAGAUCACAUUAGCUAAGAUUAAUGGGAAAUCUGGAGAAUCCACAUGUGUAUUUUGGGAUUUUGAACUUAAUGAUGAUGAUGGUGGUUGGUCUCCAGAAGGGUGUUCCGUGUCAGACGACGGAGACGCAGAAGUUGUCUGUGAAUGCAACCACUUGACUAAUUUUGCUGUUCUUUCGGCGGAGGUUUCGAUGGCAGUUAAACUUAGUGGAUCGAUCAGUUUAUUUGUAUUGCUUGUCAGUACCUGGUUGUUUUCGACAUUGGUAUAGAAGGCACAGGACGAAUUCCAGUUUGGUGACGGCAUACAAUCGAAUGAUGUGAAUUUGAUAGCUUCAGUUCCUAUUAUAAUAACCAGAGAGAAAAAUAACUGUUAAAAAGACUUUGCUAGUUUGCAUUACAUUUUUUCACCAUUAAGAAUUUUCAAUUCAGUCAUAUAUACGCAAUAUCGUAAUUGUAUUUUUGAGAUUAAACAUUUUAGAAAAUAAUCGCACAAAGGACGCGACAAGUCUCGCACAUAUUAAUUUGUUAAUUAUUAUAAUGUUUAACUAUGUAUUUUUUAAAAGAUGGGGAAAAUCAGGUAUAACUUAGAUAUGUCAAA